This is a messenger RNA of Aspergillus sclerotioniger CBS 115572, 1046 nucleotides long. RefSeq lists its product as uncharacterized. The transcript has 3 exons. Bases 311 to 862 code for a protein of 183 amino acids. The record is from RefSeq and is a predicted model, not a curated record. Lineage: Eukaryota; Fungi; Ascomycota; Eurotiomycetes; Eurotiales; Aspergillaceae.
CCCAAUCUAGUAGUAACACAUUCCCCUCACCCUCGACUAGUGCUUCAUGCGAGUGAAUGUGAAUGCGAGGGUUGACUCACCCCCACUUCAACCCACAGACAGACCUGUGAAAAGGAACACUCACUCUGCUCUCCCUGAAUUCCCUUCCUCAUCCUCCUCCACCCCUCUCCUCUCUCAUCAUCUCCUUUCCACCCUCUUAUCCUCGUCUCGCCGUCCCUCUUGCAACACAUCCAUCUCUCCUCGUUGUAACCCGCUCCAACUCUAUCCACACUCAAGUUAAAGAGAACCCAUAACCACUUUUACCGUCAAAAUGCCAAUGGCCUGGAACGAGACGGCCGACGCCAAGCUGCUCGUUGGCAUUUUGACCACCACCAACGUCAAGCUGGACAUGCACGCCUUGGCCAACUACAUGGGACCCGGUUGCACCGUCAGUGCCGUGCAGCACCGCAUCCAGCGCCUCAAAGAAAAGGUCGUUGCUGCUGCCACCGACUCCGCCCCUGGCUCUCUGGGUGAUGGAGCUGCCACCAUGACUGCCGGUCCUGUAGCCACCCCGGAGAAGCGCAAGCGAGGCCGGCCCAAGAAGACAACGACUGUCGAUUCCGCUGAGGGCGAUGAGGGUGCUGUAGCCUCUACUUCUACCCCCAAGAAGACUCGGGCCAAGAAGGCUAAGAAAGCCGAGAUUACCGAAGCCGAGGACAGUUCUGAUGAGGUCGUGCCUGACGUGGCUAUUGCUGAGUCUCUGGCUGCUGCUUCUGCUGCUGAAGUCAAGAAGGAGCCUGUUGUUGAUGAGGAGGUCCAGACUGAGGUGCCCGUCAAGACCGAGGAGACCAAUGUGGCUGAUAUGGCUGGCUUGUCUGCUUGAUAUCAUCUCGCAAAUGGAAAUGGACAUGGGUUGGCCGGUUCAUUGGUCUGUUGAAACUUUGCCUGGUCUGGAUUGAUUGGGGUUUUUUUAUUAGCUGGAUACUUUAAGGUGGAUGGAUGGUUGGGGUUCGGUUCGGUUCGGUCUUGGGGAUGGUUUGUACCUUCGUGAAGAUCGUGUUUUUUCU